CGCUCGCGGAGCGCGCCCGUUCGUUCUCCUCGAGGCGGGCAGAGGCAGCGCUCCGCUCCGCUCCGCCACGCGGGGGACGGCAGCGGCGGCGCCGGCAGCGCGGGAGCACUGCUCCGGCCGGGACCGUCCGCCGCCGCCACUUCGCGACCAGCCGCCGCCGCCCACUUGCCCAUACGUGGAUUCGCCUGCUGCUGCUGCCCCUUCCCAACGGGCCCGCGCCCCGGCGCUGGAAAUGAAGAGAGUUUGCACGCUGUCGCUCUGGCUCUGGAUCGGCAUCGUCUCGGAAGCAGACCUCACAAGUGGCUAUUCUAUGACCCCGCCCAUUCUCAGCAUCACAGAAGAGGAAUAUGUGAUCAAUGCCAAGGAUACAUUGAAUAUUACCUGCAGAGGACAGCAUCCCCUGGAGUGGUCGUGGCCUGGAGGCAAAGUAGACACUGUCCAGAUCGAAAAGGAGAGUGAUUCAGUGGUGUCGGUGAGUCUCAACGGUAUCCGCUCGGUCAAGGAAGAAGACUGUGAGGGCACUGACACAAAGCCCUACUGCAAGAUCUUGACACUGACAGGGACCCAGGCUAACGACACAGGCUACUAUCGCUGUUACUACAAGUAUAUCAAUGCCAAAAUUGAGGGCACCACUGCAGUCAGCACCUAUGUCUUUGUGAGAGAUUUUGAACAGCCAUUUAUCAAUAAACCAGAGACUCUUCUUAUCUACAAGAAGGAAAAUAUCGGCGUCCCAUGCCUGGUAUCCAUUCCAGACCUUAACAUCACAUUGCUCUCGACAACCUCUGCCAUCUAUCCAGAUGGGAAGAGCAUUUUCUGGGAUAACAAAAGAGGAAUGUUGGUUCCUACCCUACUGAUCAAGGACUCCCUAUUUGUUCAGUGUGAAACUGUCAUCGAUAAAAAACCCUUCAAAUCCAGUUUCUUCCUUGUCCAUAUUGCAGGAAAUGAACUUUAUGACAUUCAGCUGUUUCCAAGGAAAGCCAUGGAGCUAUUAGUGGGAGAAAAACUGGUUCUUAACUGCACAAUAUGGGCUGAGUUUAAUUCAGGAGUUGAUUUCCAGUGGGAUUACCCUGCAAAACAGAUGAAUCGGAAAGUCACAGAACUGCCAGAGAGGCGGUCCCAGCAGACACAUACUGAGCUCUCCAGCAUCCUGAUCAUCCAAAAUGUGAGCCAGCAAGACCUGGGAAAAUACACGUGCAAGGCCAGCAAUGGGGAGCAGGACUUGACGGAGAGCAUAGAUGUCAUCGUACAUGAGAAACCCUUCAUCAAUGUGGAGUGGAAAAAGGGUCCUGUGAUCGAAGCCACUGCAGGAGAUGAAGUGGUGAAGCUGCCAGUGAAAGUGGUUGCCUACCCACAGCCUGAGUUCCAGUGGUUUAAGGAUGGGAGGUUAAUCUCCAGCAGGCAAUCUCAAUAUUCUCUGCAGAUCAAGGACGUAGUGGAGCAGAAUGCUGGCUCUUACAAAUUGGUUCUGAGGAAUGGGCAGGCUGGACUGGAGAAGAGCAUCAGCCUCCAGCUGGUGGUCAACGUUCCUCCACAAAUCCAUGAGAAGGAAGCAUCUUCACCAAAUAUUUAUUCUCGUAAGAGCCGGCAACUGCUUACCUGCACUGUCUAUGGCAUUCCAGCACCAGAAAAAAUUCAGUGGCAGUGGAGGCCUUGGACACCCUGCCGGAUGUUCCCCCGGCACAGCCUUAGCAGGAGGAGGGCUGUAAGACGACAUCAGCGGGACCGGAUGCCUGAAUGUAAGGACUGGAAGGAUGUAUCACAGCUGGAUGCUGUGAAUCCCAUUGAGAGUAUUGACACCUGGACAGAGUUUGUGGAAGGAAGGAACAAGACGGUCAGCAAUAUGAUCAUCCAAGAAGCCAACGUUUCUGUCAUGUACAGGUGUGUAGCCUCCAACAAAGUGGGUCGUGAUGAACGGCUGAUCUAUUUCUAUGUUACUACCAUCCCAAAUGGGUUUGAAAUUGAGUCACAGCCUUCAGAAGAACCCAUUGAGGGUCAAGACCUCAGGCUAAGCUGCAAUGCUGAUAAUUAUACCUAUGAGAACCUACAGUGGUACCGGCUCAACCUCUCAACGCUGCAUGAUGAGGAGGGCAACCCACUGGUCCUGGAUUGCAAAAAUGUCCACCACUAUGCAACUAAGAUGCAAGGCGAGCUGCACUUCAAACCCAACUCCAAUUAUGCUGCUUUGACACUUACCAUCCCGAAUAUCUCACUAGAAGAUGAGGGAGACUAUGUGUGCGAGGUGCAAAACAGGGAGAACAGUGAGAAGCACUGCCACAAAAAAUACAUCUCUGUGCAUGCUCUUGAAGUCCCCAGGUUGAAGCAGAACCUGUCAAACAUCUUGGUGAAUGUGAGCGAUUCCAUAGAGAUGCGCUGCAAAGUGGAUGGCACAUAUAUUCCAAACAUCAAUUGGUACAAGGAUGAGAAACUUGUAGAAGAGGUCUCAGGGAUUGACCUGGCAGAUUCCAAUCAGAGGCUGAGUAUCCAAAGGGUGAGAGAAGAGGAUGCUGGCCUUUACCUGUGUAGUGUCUGCAAUGCCAAGGGCUGUGUGAACUCUUCUGCCAGUGUCUCUGUAGAAGGCUCAGAUGACAGGACCAAUGUGGAGAUUGUGAUUUUAAUUGGGACAGGUGUCAUUGCCAUCUUCUUCUGGAUUCUCUUGAUCCUCAUCUUCUGUAACAUUAAGAGGCCUGCACAUGCUGAUAUUAAAACUGGCUACCUUUCCAUUAUCAUGGACCCAGGUGAAGUUCCUUUGGAGGAGCAAUGCGAGUAUCUGCCAUACGACUCCAGCAAAUGGGAAUUCCCCCGGGAACGACUUCGACUAGGUAAAGUCCUGGGCCAUGGAGCCUUUGGAAAAGUGAUGGAAGCCUCCGCAUUUGGAAUUAAUAAGAGUAACAGCUGUGAGACGGUAGCAGUUAAGAUGCUCAAAGAGGGAGCUACUGCAAGUGAACACAAGGCUCUCAUGUCAGAGCUGAAGAUCCUCAUCCACAUUGGAAACCACCUGAAUGUGGUUAAUCUGCUGGGCGCCUGCACCAAACCUAAUGGUCCCCUCAUGGUUAUUGUUGAAUUCUGUAAAUAUGGAAACCUCUCCAAUUACUUGCGGACCAAACGGGAAGGAUUCAGCCCUUACAGGGAAAAAUCCCCAAGAUUGCGCAUCCAAGUCCGUUCCAUCGUGGAAGCUGUCAGAGCAGACAGGAGGAGCCGGUCUUGUACCAGUGACAGUGCAAUUCUUAAUAGACUCCUGAUGAACAAGAGCCAAACAGCGCCGCCGCCGCCGCCUCUUAUACAAGAGGUGGAUGAUUUGUGGCAAAGCCCACUGACAAUGGAAGACCUGAUUUGCUACAGUUUCCAAGUGGCCCGUGGCAUGGAGUUUCUCGCUUCCAGAAAGUGCAUCCAUAGAGAUUUGGCAGCUCGCAACAUCUUACUAUCGGAAAACAACGUGGUGAAGAUCUGUGACUUUGGUUUGGCCCGGGAUAUCUACAAAGAUCCUGACUAUGUCAGGAAGGGCAGUGCCCGCCUCCCACUAAAGUGGAUGGCCCCAGAAAGCAUCUUUGACAAAGUUUACACCACCCAGAGUGAUGUGUGGUCAUUUGGAGUCCUCCUUUGGGAAAUCUUCUCUCUAGGUGCCUCCCCAUACCCUGGAGUCCAAAUCAAUGAGGAAUUUUGCCAGAGACUGAAAGAUGGCACCAGGAUGAGAGCUCCAGAGUAUGCCACUGCAGAAAUUUACCGUAUAAUGCUGAGCUGCUGGUAUGGUGAUCCCAAGGAGAGACCAACAUUCUCUGACUUGGUGGAGAUCCUGGGGGACCUUCUUCAGGAGAAUGUUCAGCACGAGGGGAAGGACUAUAUCCCAUUGAAUGACUCUCAGAGCUCAGAAGAUGAUGGCUUCUCUCAGGUGGCUUCCUCCAUCCAGCAGAACUCUGACGAAGAGGAAUUUGACAUGAGGAUACACUGUCACAAUAUAGCGGCAAGAUACUACAACUGUGUGUCUUUCCCUGGGUGUUUGACUGGUGGGAAUCAGAUAAGGUGUCCAUCUAGAAUAAAGACGUUUGAAGAAUUUCCUAUGACACAAACCAUGUACAAGGCACAUCUGGAUAAUCAGACAGACAGUGGGAUGGUUCUGGCAUCUGAAGAGUUUGAGAGGAUAGAAAAUAGACACAGAAAAGAAGGUGCAUUCAGUAAAGGAUCCAGUCCAACCGCGGACUCGAUAGCUGAGCAGUCCGGUCUGAGGGGCAGAUGUCGACCAUCAUUCCCUUCCCAGCUCCGGGGCCAGACUUUUUACAACAGUGAAUAUGGGGAACUGUCAGAACAGUCCGAGGAAGGUAGCUGCACUCCUCCCACCGAGGGUGCCAGUCCCUCCCGCCUGCACGCAUCAUUCUUUUCAGACCAAUGCUGAAGGGGAGCAGGCCGUGGAGACACCCCACCAAGAGGCACCCCCCCUUUCUGCAGCAUCGCACCUGUUCAGUGGGGCCCGCAGCACCUCCGACCUGGAAGAAACCACAAUAGGGAGCCCCCGUGGAACAGAUGGCGAACUGGCGGCCUUGGAAGACGCGUGCCAAGCACUUUGAGGCAGGACGCCAUUCUCACAUUUGGCAUGAGCACAAAUUCUCAUCUCAUGCUGGCUGGUGUUGUGCUUUGUUUUGUUAGAUUUUGGAUGCAGUUCCAUGGGUGAAAUAGAAUGUUUCUGCCACCAGAUGGAUGUCUGUGUCGAUAGCUGCAGCCACCACCCAGAAUUCAGCUUCCAUCCCAGUCGUUCGCCAUAAUAAGCUUUGUUUCAGGUCAGAUAAAAAUAGAUGUGUCUUAGCUGAGUUUCUUCCUGAUAUGCAGCUCUGCUUCUGCUCUCAUUUCCACUCAACUAGCAGUGGAGGAAUAAAAGAACCCAGUGCAUGAAUUUGGGAAAAGGAAGAACUGCGUUAGUUCCAAACAUAGAUUGUCCUGCUUCACUUGACACAGGUAGUCCCGGUAAACACGUCAGCACAUAACUAUAUAUUACAGGCUUAAUUCUUGUACAGUCUUACAUAAUUUUUUUUUGUAGGCACAAAAAUAACCCCAGCCUUCUCUAGCUUUUACAGACAGUGCCAUUCACAUACCUGUGCAGACACCACUAGCUGCUGCUGUACAAAAGAGAAUCACUUAUUUGCAUUGUUAAGGAAUCUGGCAGUAACUAAUUCCAGGAGGGCAUGAAUUUGCUCCUCUCUCUGCUGAGAGGUAGAAGAGUAUGUAACAAUAGGAGGCAUGACUAACAAUGGAAAAUCAUUGACUUAAGCCCAUGUUUGUGGCCAGACUAAUCUUUUUUUCUUAUGUGAGAGGGACUGGCAUUUCCUAAUAAAAUAUAGUAUACUUUCCCUUAUAAUUUCUUUAUAGGCAAUCAUUUUUAGGGGAUAAAAAAAUUAGUAUCCUCCAUGAUUCCAUUGUGAAAUAUAGAAGUUUGUCCUUGUGGGAGUGGAUGUGUCACUAUUAUACCGAAGCAAAGAAAUAUACUUACAGGUCUUAAAAUCAUAGAAAAAAACAUGAUGACUGCAGAGAUGAUGUGAUAAUGCUCUAAACUCUGCUCCUUGGUCUCUGCUUCCCAGCCCCUACACACUUAUUUGCUGUUCCCCAGAUAUCAUAUAUUCCUGAUAGCAGAUUCCAAAUAUUCUGAAGUUAAAUUUUGCAGAUAUAUCUAAUUUGUGUUCUGGACAUAAAUAUACAUACUCGCCCCCUGCUCUAGACACAACCAAUCAAUCUUUCUGUUUCUAGUUGUAAACCACUGCAUUUAUGUUUUUCAUUUUGCUUUGUUUGUUUGCAUAAAUGGGGGAAUUAAUAUGGAUGGACUCGAUCUGAACCAUUGGUGUCAUUGCCCUCCAGUCCACCCUGCCUGCCUGUCUUUUCCUGCUCUAAUGCUGAUGGACACUGUCAGAGCAGCGCUUCACAAGAGCAUCUGUGAAGGUUUUAUGACAUGGCUUUGACUCGCCUUGUGAACUUCCCUUUGGAAACCUGUACUCUGGGGUGUCAGAAACUCUCGCUCUCCAUGGUGUCUCCACAUCAAAGGAUUUCUGCUUGCAGGCCAGGCUUCUGUUUAUAGAACUGAUUAUUUCAUUUUGGCUUAUUUUAUUUUUCAUAUCAGGCAUAUAUUUUUCCCAGAUUAUAUAUUUUUCCCACCAUAAGAGGACUUUAUGCAUUUAUACAUUUGUAUUUGUCAUUGUUCAUGCCUUUUCCAGAUUUGUUUGUACCUUGUGCAAAUACACACAAUGUCUUGCCUUUUUUAUUACAUCUCUUACCCAUAUGA
Varanus komodoensis (Komodo dragon) is the source of this 6259-nucleotide messenger RNA. It is a transcript of the gene FLT4, whose product is annotated as fms related receptor tyrosine kinase 4. The coding region runs from base 233 to 4387 and encodes 1384 amino acids. NCBI's taxonomy places the organism in Eukaryota, Metazoa, Chordata, Lepidosauria, Squamata, Varanidae. The record is from RefSeq and is a predicted model, not a curated record. Gene Ontology annotation, biological process: multicellular organism development; protein phosphorylation; positive regulation of kinase activity. Gene Ontology annotation, molecular function: ATP binding; transmembrane receptor protein tyrosine kinase activity. The transcript has 30 exons. Gene Ontology annotation, cellular component: signaling receptor complex.